GCCUCUGCCUAUGUACUUAUCAAUCUAUCAUACUGGAGAUGACGUUUGAUAUGGUUUGAUAACGUUGAUGACAAGCAAUGAUGAGUGAUAAUGUAAAUUGACCGUGUAAUUUUCCCAGGCCACUUGGAAAAUAAUAGUACAAUGCUUCAACCGGUAUUACCAGAAAAUUAUUUGUCAAUUUAUGUUAUAAGCCUCGAAGGUAACAUCACAAACAUUAAAGCAAAACCAGACUUUACUAUAGAAAUAAUCAAAACAGCUGCAGUGAAUUAUUUUUAUAGUCAUGAUAAAACAAAAUUACAGCUCCAAUUCCGCUUAGUACAUUCAUCCAAGUUUAAACAACUUGUAGAUGACCGUAAUAUAAACGACGAAGAAAUUAGCGAAAAUGAUACAUUACUAUUAGUUGAAAUUCGUCCAGUACCUGUAAAAGAAAACAUGCUCGAAGAAACAUUAAAAGGUCCAAACGAAGAAGCAAUAUUACAAGUAACUAGUAAUUUACCAAUAUGUAAUCCACCUCGACCUAUGUCAUACAGUGAUUGUUGUGUGGAACUUCAGAGCGAAUUACGGAAAAUCUUGAUAUCUCUUGUAAAAGCAUCAGCAAAAAUUUUGAUGUAUAGUUCAGAAACGCAAAGGCUUUACGAGAUUUUACAAGAAAAAUUCAAAGCUAAAUGUAAACCAACUAUCGACCAAAAUACUGUGAAAACUCUUAUGGAAAUGGGUUAUUCUCAUAAGAAAGUUUUAAAAGCUCUUUGUUUACGAAAAUCAAAUAUAACAGAAGCAUUGACGUGGCUAAUAGACCAUCAAAAUGAUCCAGAUGACGAUGAUGAUAACGAUAAGGAUUUAGACCUGUUAACUAUUGAAAGAGAUACCGAUAAAUAUGUUGCAGAUCCCAGUUCGUCUACUAGUGCCAGAAAGAAAUCUUUAAAAGAUACAUGUAUUGAAUUAUUUAAAGGAGAAAGUCAAAGUUUGAAGAAAGAUGGGAACUUAGUCAGUAUAGUAGAUCUUCUACUAGAAAUUUUUCGUCGCUAUAAGAAAAUGGAUUUCAAACCCGAUUCUAAAGCGGUACAAUUACUUCUAGAAAUGGGAUUCGAAGAAACAAGUAUUAUUGAUGCACUAAAAAUUACUGGAAAUGAUCAGACUAAUGCUUGUGAAUGGUUGCUCGGAGAACGAAGGCGUAGUUUACAGGAUUUAGGUGAAGGACUCGAUCCUGAGAGUCCAAUUUAUAAAGCGAUUAUGAAUAGUCCGCGGGUUCAGUUAAGUCUUACGAACCCUAGAAUGUUGCUAGUUGUACAGCCACCAGUGACAUUAUUUAUGGGAGUCGAUAAAUAUGAAAAUGAAGAUCUCAUAAAGUGGGGAUGGCCAGAGGAUGUCUGGUUUCACGUGGAUAAAUAUUCUUCGGCGCACGUAUAUCUUCGUCUUCAUCCGGGUCAAACGAUAGACGACAUACCGAGUACAGUUUUAGAAGAUGCUGCGCAAUUAGUAAAAGCGAAUAGUAUCGAUGGUAAUAAGAUAAACGAUGUUGAUGUAGUAUAUACAAUGUGGUCCAAUUUAAAAAAGACUCAGGGUAUGGAAGUAGGUCAAGUUGGUUUUCAUAAAGACAAAGAUGUUUAUAAAAUUCAUGUUUCCAAACGAAUAAACAGUAUUGUCAAUCGAUUAAUUAAAACUAAACGUUCGGAACAAGUAAAUUUUAGAGCGGAAAGAGAACAACGCGACAGAAACGAACGAGAAGAUAAAAAGAAACUUAUGAAGGAACAAAAAGAACAGGAGAAAGCAAAAGAGAAGCAAAGAAAAGAGGAAGCAGAUAUGAGGAGUUACAAUUCUUUGUUCAAUACAUCUAAUAUGAUAUCGAACACGGAGAAUAGCGGAUAUGAUUCGGACGAUUUUAUGUGAUGAAAUUGUUUGCGUUAUUCGUAAUCUGUGCCUAACAUACUAACGUAUUAAUAGUCUUGAAAAAUAGAAAAUUACGUUUGAAACAGAGAACACUUAUGACUUAAAAAUUCAAGACUUAUACCGCUUUAAUGUAUGGAAUGUAAACUACAAGUACAAAUGUACAAGUACAAGUACCAGUACACUGUUAAUUUACUAUCUUCAUUGAUAAUCGAAGUUCUUAUUAAUUAAAUUAAUUGGAGAUGUAUGUUUCUGUGAGAAUUAAUUAAGUAUUUAUGUAUAGUAUAUUUAUAAAAA
This is a messenger RNA of Hylaeus volcanicus, 2181 nucleotides long. Its product is annotated as coiled-coil domain-containing protein 25. Lineage: Eukaryota; Metazoa; Arthropoda; Insecta; Hymenoptera; Colletidae. The transcript is spliced from 11 exons. The record is from RefSeq and is a predicted model, not a curated record. Gene Ontology annotation, molecular function: protein binding. The coding region runs from base 142 to 1887 and encodes 581 amino acids.